AUGGCCAGACCCUGGCAGACCCCACAACUCCUGCUGGCCAAACUGGUGAUCCUGGUGACCCUCACCCACCAAGUAAGAAGGAAAACUUUUAUUAGUGUUGAAGAAGUACCUGUGUCAGAGCCCUAUGUGAUAGCCACCAUGCAGUUUGUGAUCAACGACUUCAACAAGAAGAGUGAUGACAAGUACAAUUUCCGAAUUGUGCGGGUCCUGAAGGUACAGAAGCAGGUUACUGACCACAUGGAGUAUCAUGUGAACAUGGAGAUGCGGCGGACCACCUGUCAAAAGCUAGAGAUUACUAAUUGCACGUUUCAGGAAGGGGAACUUUAUAAGCAAAUUGAGUGCUUCUACUCAGUGUUUGUUGUUCCCUGGUUUGAAAAGUACAAAAUUCUGAACAAAACCUGCACUGAUGGCAAGGUGUCCUGA
Messenger RNA from Hyaena hyaena (striped hyena), 423 nucleotides. It is a transcript of the gene CST11, whose product is annotated as cystatin 11. The coding region runs from base 1 to 423 and encodes 140 amino acids. Gene Ontology annotation, molecular function: cysteine-type endopeptidase inhibitor activity. The transcript is spliced from 3 exons. The record is from RefSeq and is a predicted model, not a curated record. NCBI's taxonomy places the organism in Eukaryota, Metazoa, Chordata, Mammalia, Carnivora, Hyaenidae. Gene Ontology annotation, biological process: defense response to Gram-negative bacterium. Gene Ontology annotation, cellular component: sperm head; sperm flagellum; nucleus.